Molecule: messenger RNA, 862 nt
Organism: Aspergillus pseudotamarii
Lineage: Eukaryota; Fungi; Ascomycota; Eurotiomycetes; Eurotiales; Aspergillaceae
Exons: 1
Coding region: 151-690 (179 amino acids)
Source: RefSeq, a predicted model, not a curated record
ACGAGGGCUGAAUAGCACAAGGAGAUAUUCAUGGCUUUCUUCCGGGUUGAAGUAAACCUGGAUGUGCAGUGUUUGUUAUUGAAGAAAUGAAAACUAAACAACUUCUGUAGUAUUUUACAAAUCUCCAUCUUUCUGUCGCGAUCACUUCAUAUGAACCCUAGCUUCAGUCCGAUUAUUACCAAGAUCGUUGAAUGUUGGGAAUGCCACGUCGACGAUAGCGUGCAUUUUCACCACACCAUGCACCUACCCUCUGCUAGAUUUCUUCAUUGCAGUUGUGAUGGAUGGGGAAGAUCCAUCAUCCGACAAGCACAGUUCGCCUUCACUAACCUGGACAAACUCUCCCGAGUCUCAGCGUUCAAGAGAUCCGACUCUCUUGUGCCUUCACAAACCGAGCUGCGGAUAUGCCAGUGCCGAGACCGACCAGGGAAAGUCCUGGAUUCAUUCGCCUCUGCGGAAAUGGACUCCCAGUAUUUCAAGUCGACUUCACAGACAGUGAUAGGUUCUCUGUCCGUGCACAAGGCUUGCGCCGGUGGACUGUUCCGGGCGUGCAAUUUCUCUGAGAGGGUGAAAACAUUCUAUGUUCCGCCUAUCUGCAUAUUACACUUAAAAAUGACAUCAAGAUCUUUAUCAACGUCGUGUGGACUGACCAUGUGGGUCCGUGAGAGAAUCGAAUAUCGCUCGCUCAUUUAACCGCCGGUGGACUGUCUCCAGACCCUUGGAAGUGCAAGCAACGGCUGUAUACUGACGCCGUAUCUUUCUACAACCUCUACUGUAACUAAUAACCUCGCCGACUAUGAAACACGAAGCAUGGAAAUGAGGUGUUGUUACGCGACAUGAGUGACCUACUCCAUCCCUAAGAGGG